Molecule: messenger RNA, 536 nt
Organism: Rhodamnia argentea
Lineage: Eukaryota; Viridiplantae; Streptophyta; Magnoliopsida; Myrtales; Myrtaceae
Product: transcription factor TRY-like
Exons: 3
Coding region: 89-367 (92 amino acids)
Biological process (GO): cell differentiation
Cellular component (GO): nucleus
Molecular function (GO): transcription cis-regulatory region binding
Source: RefSeq, a predicted model, not a curated record
UUAGAUCGACAGUCUCAUUCUCGUGCGCGACCCAUCUGAUCGUACCCAUAAUUUCCUCUCUCUCUCUCUCUCUCUCUCUCUACAAGCCAUGGACGAGAGGCGACGCAGUCGCAAACAGCAGAAAAGGGCGAGCGCCAGCACGGAAGAAGUGAGUAGCAUCGAGUGGGAGGCCGUAAAGAUGACCGAGCAAGAAGAGGAUCUAAUCUACAGGAUGUACAGGCUUGUCGGAAACAGGUGGGAUUUGAUAGCUGGUCGGAUUCCGGGGCGGAAGCCAGAAGAAGUCGAAAGGUUUUGGACAGUGAGACAUGGAGAUACUUUUGCUGGUAAGAGGAAUGAGCAUGAUGAUGAUGACGGCCAGCGCUCGUGAUUCCCAAUUUUUUUUGUUUAGUUUCUCUGAAUUCUUGGGCCUCUCUUUCUUUAGAUUCUUACUGUAAAAAAUAGAGAAUUCUGUUCUAUAUUCUUUCGAGAAUAAUUCGAGUUUGUGAUCACAAAAACUGUCACUCUGAAAAUUUGGAAUCAAGUUAUUCACUUUUGUG